This is a messenger RNA of Branchiostoma belcheri (Belcher's lancelet), 3128 nucleotides long. Its product is annotated as hemicentin-2-like. Bases 1 to 2784 code for a protein of 927 amino acids. Gene Ontology annotation, molecular function: cell adhesion molecule binding. NCBI's taxonomy places the organism in Eukaryota, Metazoa, Chordata, Leptocardii, Amphioxiformes, Branchiostomatidae. The transcript has 17 exons. Gene Ontology annotation, biological process: cell-cell adhesion. The record is from RefSeq and is a predicted model, not a curated record. Gene Ontology annotation, cellular component: cell-cell junction.
AUGGAACAGGUCACUGAGCACGAAAGAAACCCGUUCAUUGACGGUGUCAGCUAUAAUGCAGUACCACUGCACACCGCUGUGCUACUGGGCCAUACAGCUACACUGCACUGCAGCUUCAAUGACUUGUCAGCAGAUGAUGUUCCUCCUACACUCAGAGGUGCAGAGAUACCAGGUAAAGCAGGGAAGCAGAUGGAGCUAAGUUGUACCUCUUCAGGAGGCCAUCCCCCGGCUCAACUCACCUGGUACAAUGGAACGGAGGCAGUUACGGGGCAACAUGUGAUCCAGAAAGAAAGUGAAGGUCGAGUAGAGCUUGAUCUUAUCCUACGGCGUCUGACCAAAUGGGAUAACGGUAUGAACCUGACCUGCAGAGCGAGCCAACCGUUUCCGGAGAUCACUUCAGCUCAGGAUUCCUGGACUGUUUUGCAGGUGUACUAUCCUCCAAGUGUCACUGUUCCCGUUCCGUCGGUACGUGUGGUUGAGGGAGUCACAGCGGAUCUGACCUGCCUGGUAGAGAGUAAUCCACCUGCCACCAUCAGAUGGACAAGACCCGGUCAUUCUGCUUUGCCUAAUGACAAUAUUGGGCAGAAGAUAUUCCGGAUUCCCAGUACUUCUCACCAAGACGCAGGGGUUUACCAAUGUACGGCAGAUAACGGCGUUCAACCUGUAGCUGUAGGGACUGUGACUCUAGAGGUUCUGUACCCACCUUUGAUCAACCCCUCUAUGGACGACAAGGUUACUGCACUCCAAGAUGAUGAUGACUUCUCACUUAACUGUCUUGUCGAGGGAAAUCCGAAACCCAAAGUAAUGUGGCGGCGGAAGAAUACAAAGUUGCACUGGAAAAACCCACUCCGGUUCAACCGGGUGCGCUACGACGUGGAGGGGACGUAUCAAUGCGUAGGAAUAAGCGAUGGGUUCCCUCAGACGACUAAGGAUGUUUUCGUCGAUGUUUUAGGAAAACCCUACAUGGAGGGCGAAGAAGACACGACAAUGCCAUCUGCAUACACUGGAGAAACUCUUCGGCUAGGUUGCACAGUAGAAGCCGACCCAUUGCCACCACGCAUCAAUUGGAUAUGGCGAAAUAACUAUGGGCAGGAGACAGAAUUAGAUGAUGCUGAUUUCCGUAUCGUCACGACCAGACGAAAUCAGGAAAUGACGUCGUCACUGACUAUACAGAAUGUGGCUAUGAAGGACAGUGGAAGCUACAUCUGCAAGACAACUAACAUGUUUGGUUCUGCCAAGCGAGACAUGCACUUGGAGGUCAAAGAGUCUGCUCCGAACCUUGUCAUUAUAACUUCUAUUACUGCUGGAGGGGUUCUAGUGGUGACCGUCGCUGUCAUUCUAGUAGUCAUCGCGAAGAAAAAGGGUUGGAUAUGCAAGUCUCACCUUGACGCCCUUCGUCCGAUGCCUCCUGUACCGAAGUACGUGUACAACACUGGCACCAUUGACUCCGGUGUGGAGGACCUACAGGAGCUACAGGAGAUGUACGGUACCCUCAAACCACGUCCUCCGCCACGGAUGGAGAAGAAGUGGGAGUCGGUUGGGCUUUCCUACUCAGUUGACGGUGUCAGCUACAAUGCAGUUCCACUGCCCACCGCUGUGCUACUGGGUCAUACAGCUACACUGCACUGCAGCUUCCAUAACUUGUCGCCAGAGGAUGUUGUUAACUGGCUAGGACCACCACGUCUUACCCAAAUAACAUCCGGCCGACGAGUAGAUCCAAAGUACCCUCGUCAUCAGGUUGUUGGUGACGAGAAGAAAGGAGAGUUCCAUCUACUUAUUCAGGAUGCUCACCUCGAGGACGGAGGGACUUACACAUGUUGCAUCUUCGGUCUAACACCUAAAGAAGCAAAGUUGACUGUAGUAGACCCACCUUUGAUCAACCCCUCUAUGUACGACAAGGUUACCGCUCUACAAGAUGAUGGUGAUUUCUCACUUAAUUGUCUUGUCGAGGGAAAUCCGAAACCGAAAGUAACGUGGCGGCGGAAGAAUACAAAGUUGUACUGGAAAAAUCCACUCCGGUUCAACCGGGUGCGCUACGACGUGGAGGGGACGUAUCAAUGCGUAGGAACAAGCGAUGGAUUCCCUCAGACGACUAAGGAUGUUUUCGUCGAUGUUUUAGGAAAGCCCUACAUGGACGGGGAAGGGGACACGGCAAUGUUAUCUGUAGAUACUGGAGAAACAGUUCGGCUUGGCUGUACAGUAGCAGCCGACCCAUUGCCAUCUCGCAUCAAUUGGAUAUGGCGAAAUAACUAUGGGCAGGAGACAGACUUAGAUAAUGCAGAUUUCGAUAUCGUCACGUCCAGACGAAAUCAGGAAAUGACAUCGACACUGACCCUACAGAAUGUGGCUGUGAAUGACAGUGGAAGCUACAUCUGCGAGACAACUAACAUGUUUGGCUCUGCCAAGCGAGACAUGCACUUGGAGGUCAAAGAACCUCCGAACCUUGUGAUGAUAACAUCUAAUCAAAUCAAAAUCAAAACAUUUGUUACUGCUGGAGUUCUUCUAGUGGUGACCGUCGCUGUCAUUUUUAUAGUCAUCGCGAAGAAAAAGGGUUGGAUAUGCAAGUCUCACCUUGACGACUCAUUUGACCUGUCAGCCUCCCGCCCGAUGCCUCCUGGCACCAUUGACUCCGAUGUGGAGGGCCUACAGGAGCUACAGGAGAUGUACGGUACCCUCAAACCACGUCCUCCGCCACGGAUGAAGAAGUGGGAGUCCGUUGGACUUUCUUACUCAGGACUAGUCCACUCUACGUCCCUCCAAUCCUAUUCGACUGAAGAGCAGUAGCACCUGGCUAUGUUCUCAUUGAUAAUGCACAUAGCAAUUGACAGGUCAUCACUGAUGGUUCAAUGAUACUGCUGCGACAAUGGUAUAUGGUCAGGGGAAAACGGCCUGUAUACGUGUACUGUAAAUUUGUGGGUCACCAACACGUGUUGGAAGGUAAAAGAAGUCGUGCAUUUUCUUCUAUUAAGCUGGCUGAAAAAAGGAUGUCGUUGAAGAAGUCUGUCGUUAUCGAUAUCGAUGUAUGUUGAAUUCUAUCUAUAGAUUAGGAAACUAGAUGUAGACGAAAUAUGGACACGUACAUUGGUGUUUUAACGCUCAUUUGUAAAUUAAUAUCACCCUUAACACAA